Aricia agestis (brown argus) is the source of this 1447-nucleotide messenger RNA. It is a transcript of the gene TfIIEalpha, whose product is annotated as general transcription factor IIE subunit 1. Gene Ontology annotation, cellular component: transcription factor TFIIE complex. The record is from RefSeq and is a predicted model, not a curated record. The transcript is spliced from 9 exons. Gene Ontology annotation, biological process: transcription open complex formation at RNA polymerase II promoter; transcription initiation at RNA polymerase II promoter. Lineage: Eukaryota; Metazoa; Arthropoda; Insecta; Lepidoptera; Lycaenidae. The coding region runs from base 168 to 1421 and encodes 417 amino acids.
GCCGCCUUGACGUCAGUUGGUGAUCGGAAAUAUUUUCGCUAAUAUUAAAAGUUAAAUUGUGAAUUGAAACGUUAUCAGUGUAAGAAAUAAAUACAUGAAAUUCAAAUUACCAGAGUCACCGAGGACAACAACUUUUACUUUCUCAAUUGCUGCCAUUUCCAGUUACAAUGACUGAAGAGCGUCUAGUAACGGAAGUACCUAGCAGCUUGAAACAGCUCGCCCGGCUUGUGGUGCGAGGCUUCUACACGAUAGAAGAUGCUUUAAUAGUGGACAUGCUUGUUCGAAACCCAUGUAUGAAAGAAGACGACAUUUGCGAACUCCUAAAGUUUGAAAGGAAGAUGUUAAGGGCUAGAAUCGCAACUUUGAAAAAUGACAAAUUCAUACAAGUGAGGCUAAAAAUGGAAACAGGUCCGGAUGGCAAAGCACAAAAGGUGAACUACUAUUUUAUAAACUACAAAACGUUUGUGAACGUGGUGAAGUACAAAUUGGAUCUGAUGCGCAAGCGCAUGGAGACAGAGGAGCGAGACGCCGCUAGUCGCGCCAGCUUCAAGUGCCCGUCUUGCGCCAAAACAUUCACAGAUCUGGAGGCUGAUCAGCUUUACGACAUGAUGACCCAAGAAUUCCGAUGUACGUUCUGUAAUGACGUGGUAGAAGAGGACCAGUCGGCGCUACCAAAGAAAGACUCGAGGCUUCUACUGGCGAAGUUCAACGAACAACUGGAAACACUGUACAUUCUACUGAGGGAAGUGGAAGGAAUCAAGUUGGCGCCGGAGAUAUUAGAACCAGAACCAGUGGAUAUUAACACUAUACGAGGCCUCACAACAAAGGCGGCGGGUGGUAGAGCAGGCAACGAGCAAUGGUCGGGUGACGCGACGCGCGGCUCCGGGCUGGCGGUGGAGGAGACGAGAGUCGACAUCACGAUCGGCGACGCCCCCGCUGCUAGCGACGCCGCGCGGAAGGAACGACCAGUCUGGAUGAUGGAGAGCACCGUUGUUAAUGAACAGAGCGACAGCGUACAUUCAACGGACGCGGCGCUGGAGAAGGCGGCGAACAACGCGACGAGCGCCAAGACCACGGGCAAAGACAAGAACGACGACAUUAUGUCCGUCCUGCUCGCACACGAGAAACAGAACCCCGGCAAUAAUACGGCUGCAGCCCUUAAGGGAAUUGAAAAGGACAGCUCAGACUCCAGUGACGACGAGUCUAAAGACCCUUACAAGCUCAAAGAUGAAAUGGCGGCUGUUGCGGAAAUGGAGAGCGAAGACUCCGAGUCUGACGACAACGCGCCCACCGUGCUCGUGAACGGCAAGCCCGUGCCAAUCACGAGCGUGGACGAUGACGUCAUCGCGCGCAUGACACCCGCCGAGAAGGAGACCUACAUACAGGUGUAUCAGGAGUACUACAGCCAUAUGUACGAUUGAGGUUAGAAUAAACGUUAUUUGUAUUA